CGUGAGACACGACAAGUGAAAUAAGAAAAUCCUCCUGUUGCAGCCGUGGAUUAGGGAAACCGAACCACGUUAAAUUCUUGUGUGUCGUCCGUGUUCCGUUUCUCUCGUUUCUCGCAGAUUAUUUGUGUGUGUUGUGUGUUUAUUUCCCAACAAGUGUAUCAAUUUAUGCAUGAUCUGUAUCAUAUUGUAUUUUUAAAAUUUCAAAACAAUGACAUUGCUUGGUGGGUCAAUCGCAGGAGUCGAGGAGGGAUGCUAUGCAGACUGGAGUCAUGACCUUCUUGUUGCAAGGAAGAUUUUGGCCAUUGAAAGGCUCCCUAGGUUCCCUCAUACUAUGGUUCUUGAAGGUGGAAGCAUUCACGUAGAUGGAGAAGGUACGUGCAUCACUACAGCAGAAUGUCUCUUGAAUAAAAACAGGAAUCCUGAUAUGUCGAAAGAAGACAUUGAAUGUGAACUUCAACAAUAUCUCGGGGUCAACAAGGUCAUCUGGUUACCGCGUGGAUUAUUCGGUGAUGAUGACACGAAUGGGCAUAUAGAUAACAUGUGCUGUUUUGUGAAACCCGGAGUCGUUUUGUUGUCUUGGACUGAUGACAAGGCUGACUCUCAGUAUGAAAGAUCUUUGGAAGCUCUUACUGUACUCGAAAAUUCCACAGAUGCAAAGGGCAGAAAGUUUCAAGUGAUAAAACUUCAUGUGCCUGGUCCUCUCUAUAUGACUGAAGAUGAGGCAAAUGGAUUAUACGAGGACGGCGAUGCUAAACCAAGAGCUCAAGGCACACGGCUUGCUGCGUCAUAUGUGAACUUCUACAUUGCAAAUGGUGCAAUCAUCACUCCACAAUUUGGAGACAAGAAAUGGGAUGAUGAAGCUGUUCGAGUUUUGUCACUCGCAUUUCCCGAUCACGAGGUAGUUAGAAUUGAAGGUGCAAGGGAGAUCGUCUUAGGAGGCGGGAAUAUACAUUGUAUCACUCAACAACAGCCGCUCUGCUCAUGAAGGCCGGCGAUUAUGAAGUUUGUAGUGGUUUUCCUACACACUUUUUAUAAACAAUAAAAGGUAGAACAGCUUCCUCCUAUGAUCUGCUGCAUUAUUAUUAUUUAAAUUGGCGCAUUUGAAGCUCCAUUAUUUAUGCUUUGGUAAAAGCCGCUGAUGGCUAUUGAUGCCUAUGUGCAAUCUUUUUUUUCCCAUUAUAAAGAUACAACUUUUGAACAAUUGAAUUGAACAAAUUCAGGCCAAGCUCACUGUGCAUUCGCCAUAGAUGUGCGUAGAUGAUUUCGAUUUUGACUCUUUAUAUGUGCUAGCUUAUUAGCUACUUUGCAAUUGAAUCAGAGAUAUGGACAAAGUGUGAGUUACUACUCAAAUAAAAAUGGAUGAUAGGU
This is a messenger RNA of Cuscuta campestris, 1368 nucleotides long. The record is from the annotation of a GenBank genome assembly. NCBI's taxonomy places the organism in Eukaryota, Viridiplantae, Streptophyta, Magnoliopsida, Solanales, Convolvulaceae.